This is a messenger RNA of Panicum hallii, 1327 nucleotides long. RefSeq names its product alanine--tRNA ligase. Gene Ontology annotation, biological process: regulation of translational fidelity; alanyl-tRNA aminoacylation. The coding region runs from base 236 to 1021 and encodes 261 amino acids. The record is from RefSeq and is a predicted model, not a curated record. The transcript has 8 exons. NCBI's taxonomy places the organism in Eukaryota, Viridiplantae, Streptophyta, Magnoliopsida, Poales, Poaceae. Gene Ontology annotation, molecular function: ATP binding; alanine-tRNA ligase activity; Ser-tRNA(Ala) deacylase activity.
UCGGCAUUUUUAACUAGCCGCGUAAUUGAAUCGACUUCCUUGUAGUUUCUCCCGUCGUCUGCUAUAAAUUGGCGGGCGGUUUCGUUCGGUUCGUCAGAAUCUUCAGUCUUUAGGGUGGUGCGCGUCUGAUUUGAACAACCACUUGGCGCGGCGUGACGUGUUAAACACCCCACCCCAACUUCCUUGCCGCCGGCGGGGAUCACUCCCGGUCUCUCUACACCGCUUCCACCGAAAGAUGGCGACGGAGGCCGCGCCGGCGAGGCCUGUGGGCCCCACCAGGCUUGUCUACUUCGAUGACAUGUGGGCUCUCCGCUCGGCCGCCACCGUCCUCGCCGUCCAUCAGGAGGGCGGCCGGGUAGCGGUGGUGCUGGACGCCACGGUCUUCUACCCGCAGGGCGGCGGCCAGCCAGCGGACACGGGCGCCAUCACCGGCGCCGGCGCCAAGUUCCUCGUCGAGGAUGUACGGGCGAAGGACGGAGUGGUUUUCCACUAUGGAAGAUUUGAGGGUGCUGGAGAAGGAUGCGGGCAUGGAUUUAAAGAGGGGGGAAGCGUUAGCUUGGAAGUUGAUGCAAAAAGGCGCAGUUUGAAUUCAAGGCUUCAUUCUGCUGGCCAUUUGUUGGACAUCUGUGUGAGCAAUGUAGGCCUCUCUUAUCUGGAGCCUGGGAAAGGCUACCAUUUUCCUGAUGGACCGUUUGUUGAGUAUAAAGGAGUAAUUCCACCAGACCAAAUACAAGAUAAGCAAAAUGAACUGGAAAGAGAAGCCAAAAGGCUAAUUUCGGAAGGAGCCAAGGUCUUAGCCUCUGUUUUUCCUUAUGAGGAGGCAGCCAAACUAUGUGGAGGUUCUCUGCCUAGCUACAUUUCAAAGGAUAGCACUCCUCGCAUUGUAAAAUUUGGUGAAUAUCCUGGCGGUGCUUGUGGUGGUACGCAUGUUGUAGACAUUUCAAUCAUCAAUAGCUUAAAGGUAACAAAUAUAAGAGUCAAGAAAGGCCUCACAAAAGUCUCAUACAGCAUCAGUCCAUGAUCAUUUUCUGCCGGAGUCACACCAUUUAUAGAAGAAAUGGAAGAAAUAUUCAGGAAUCAGAAGGCUGAAUUUACUUUAAUAUCAAUACUCUCUGUGCAGGGGACAAAUAACUCAUUUCUCUGUAGUAUUUUGAUAAGUGCUAGUUCCUCUUGUACCUCAGUAGAGGAUCUUGUAUCUGUGCGACUACGAGUCGGAGCAGCAAUUAUGCUCUUUCUCAGUUUCUCUGAUGUACCUGUAAUCUGCACGACGUACAUGUGAAAUUACAAUAGAUUCAUCACAUUUAUAUAUUCUCCCCAAUGUUUGGUU